CGAUCUUCUACUAAAUCCAUCAAUCAUUAUGUAAAACACAGAUGUGUGCGGUGCAUGUUCAAUCUUUCUCCUAGAACAAUGAUUAUGAAUCAUGCUAUUAAGUUCUGGAGUUUGAGGGAAAAUAUCAUGGUCGAAGUAUCAAAGAAUAUGGAUGAAGACACAAGUAUAAUAAGGGUCGACCGACCUCAUGUCUCCGAAAAGAUAUCAUAUCACAGCAUAGCAUUGCAAGUUCGAUCGAUCGAUUCAUUCAGACAAAGAAUUGACCAGAGACCCCUCUUCGAGAAUCCAUCAUCUUAAUCAAACCAAUAUCUCUUCAAGAACCAACAACAUCAACAACCAUGGUCACCUACCCUGAAGCCUACCCGGGCAACGAAAUGUUCAAGUCCUUCACCAAGACAUGGCACACCAAGCCCUACCCAGCCAUCUCACCCGCACGACCUGAACUCAGCGCCGCCGGCAAAAUCGUCUUCGUCACCGGUGGUGGCACCGGCAUCGGCAAAGCUACCGCCAUUGCAUUCGCACAGGCCGGAGCCAAAGGCAUCGCAAUCUUUGGCCGCCGUGUCGCGAAACUCCAGGAGGCGGCCGAAGAGAUCCGCAAAGCCAACCCUGCCGGUACAACAACAGUAGUGUACGAGAGUGUGGAUCUAGGCAAACGCGCAGAUGUCGACAGUGCCUUCACCGGCGCAUUGAAGCAAUUGGGCGGUACUUCGCUCAAGAUCGAUGUCCUGGUCAGCAAUGCAGGCGUACUGCCCAAGGCUGGCAAUGUAGCCGGGUACGACGAAACCGACUUCUACAAAGGUCUCGAGGGGAACUUGGGUAUGGCGUUCAAUACGGCUCAGGCUAUGAUGCCAUUGUUGGCCGAGAAUGCCACUGUUUUGAACAUCUCUUCAGGAAUCGGUCAUAUCGACCCUCUGCCCCAGAUCUGGCUCUAUGCUGCAACUAAGUUGCAUAAUAUCAAGAUGUUCGAUUACCUUCAGGCCGAAAAUCCGAACCUUCGCAUCAUCAAUGUCCAACCUGGUGUUGUGGCAACCGAUAUGAGUUCCGACGCCGGGUUUGCUGGUCAAGAUGAACCUGAACUUCCUGCUCAAUUCCACCUUUGGCUUGCCUCGCCCGAGGCUGAAUUCCUCAAGGGCAAGUUUGUCUGGAUCAACUGGGAUGUGGACGAACUCAAGGCUCGUGCGGAUGAAGUGAAGAACUCUCUGCUGUUGAGAGUUUUGUUGCAUGGCGUGCCAAUGUAGAUGAACGCUAUCAGCUAUCGGGUGACUCGGAGCGGAGAUGUUGGGUCAAAGGGGGCCCAUGUGUUCUUCACAUGUACUCUGAAGAAAUUGCUAUGAACAUGCCUGUUCUAGCAUCCUCUCAUUUUGACUCGUGCAUAUGUAGUGAUAGAUUCUCCUUACUGUGAUACUGUACAUACCUAAGAUAUACAUAAUAAGUGCAGCAAGACCUUAGUAUGAGCGAC
Exophiala mesophila is the source of this 1459-nucleotide messenger RNA. RefSeq lists its product as uncharacterized. Gene Ontology annotation, cellular component: cytosol. Lineage: Eukaryota; Fungi; Ascomycota; Eurotiomycetes; Chaetothyriales; Herpotrichiellaceae. The record is from RefSeq and is a predicted model, not a curated record. Gene Ontology annotation, molecular function: oxidoreductase activity. Bases 339 to 1238 code for a protein of 299 amino acids. The transcript is spliced from 2 exons.